AUGGGUAUGUUAGAGUUCUAUCUAAUCGUGAUCUUUGUUGGGUUUUGUUUGCAAGCUGGUGUUCUAAAGUCGCAGAACUUGAUUUGCAACCCAAAUGAUUUGAAAGCACUGGAGGGUUUCUUGAGUAGGCUGGAGUUAGGUAUUGAAGGAUGGGACUUCAAUUCAUCUUCAUCUAAUUGCUGUAAUUGGGUUGGAAUCACUUGCCAAUCUUUUGGUGUGAAUGAUUCCUUCAAUUCUGAUAGGGUUGUUAAAUUGGAGCUUGGGAGAAAAAAGCUUGUUGGAAGCAUCCAUGAAUCUUUAGGCAAUUUGGAGCAACUGAAAACCCUUAAUCUCUCCCACAAUUCCUUCAAGGGGUUUAUUCCUCUUUCACUGUUACAUUUGCCAAAGUUAGAAAUCUUGGACUUGGCCUACAAUGAAAUCUCUGGCUUAUUUCCAAAUAGCAUAAACCUGCCUUCAAUCAGAGUUCUAAACAUUUCUCAGAAUGUGAUUCAGGGUCCAGUUCCUGUGGGCAUCUGUAGCAACUCAACCCGGAUAUCGGUUUUGAAUUUGGGAUUCAAUAACUUGAGUGGAAAUCUGCCUCCUGGAAUAGAGAAUUGUACUUCAUUGGAGGAUCUCUGCCUUAGUUCCAAUUUUCUCUCUGGUGGUUUACCUGAAAAUCUGUUUCGGCUGCCAAUAUUAGCUAAUUUGGCUCUUCAGGAGAAUCGAUUUUCUGGACAGCUGAGUGACUUUAUUGGUAACCUCUCUAAUCUUAUUCGCGUGGAUAUAUCUUUAAAUGAGUUUUCAGGAAAUUUGCCAGAUGUUUUUCGUAGAUUUGGAAAGUUGAAAUAUUUUUCAGCUGAGUCCAAUGGUUUCACUGGUAAAAUACCACAAACAUUGGCGAAUUCGCCUACUAUCGUGUCACUUAGUUUGAGAAAUAAUUCCUUGAGUGGUAUAAUUGAUCUUAAUUGUUUGGCAAUGACUAGUCUUGUUUCGCUUGAUUUGGCUACCAAUCGAUUCCAUGGGAAGAUUCCUGUUAACUUACCUUCCUGUCCACGACUAAAGACUAUAAAUUUUGCGAAGAUCAACUUCACUGGGCAAAUCCCAGAAAGCUUCAAGAAUUUUCAGAGUCUUUCUUACCUUUCCCUCUCAAACUCCAGUAUUUCCAACCUUACAGCGGCUCUUGAAAUUCUACAGCAUUGUAAAAACUUGACCACUCUGGUUCUUACUUUGAAUUUUCGAGAUGAAGCAAUGCCAACCUUUUCUAGUCUACAAUUUACUGGGCUCAAGGCUCUUGUUAUUGCCAACUGCAGACUCACGGGUAUAAUUCCUCAGUGGUUGAGUGGGUGUACAAAAUUGCGACUGCUAGAUUUGUCCUGGAACCGUUUGGAGGGUACAAUUCCACCUUGGUUCGGCAAUUUCCAAUUAAUGUUCUACUUAGAUUUAUCGAACAACUCUUUUACGGGGGAGAUUCCAAAAGAACUUACUAGACUACAGAGCCUCAUCUCUGGCAAUGUCUCAUCGAAGGAUCCAUCCCUGGAUUUCCCAUUUUUCCUGAAAAAGAAUGUCAGCCAUGAAGCUUUACCAUAUAAACAAAUUUUAAGCUUUCCUUCUACUUUGGAACUUGGUAAUAACUUUUUCACCGGGCCAAUUUGGCCAGAGUUUGGCAAUCUGAAAGAAUUACAUAUUUUGGAUCUGAAAUGCAACAAUUUGUCGGGAUCCAUCCCCAGUGAACUUUCCCGUAUGACAAGCUUAGAAACUUUAGAUUUAUCCCAUAACAGUCUGAAUGGGACGAUACCUCUUUCUUUAGUUCGCCUCAGCUUUUUGUCAAAGUUCAGUGUUGCUUAUAAUAAACUGCGUGGAGCAAUUCCUGCUGGAGGUCAGUUCAUUACCUUUUCAAACUCAAGCUUUGAAGGGAACCCAGAUCUCUGUGGUGAGCAUGGUACUUGUCCCAAUGGCAAUCAAGUACCUGAUCUAUCAGCUAACAGAUCAGGAAAACCUAGAGGCACUAUUAUUGCAAUGGCUGUUGGAAUUGGACUCGGAACUGUUUUUAUUCUUGCUCUUUUGUCCUUGAUCAUUAUGCGGGCUUGUAAUCGAAAAGUUAUUGAUCCUGAAUGGCAGGAUGCUGAUACUGUUGAGAAGGAUUUGGAAGAACUAGGUUCGUCGAGUCUUGUUAUACUUUUCCAAAACACAGAAACUAACAAAGAGAUUUCACUUGGUGACCUUUUGAAAGCUACUAAUGAUUUCGAUCAAUCAAAUAUCAUUGGUUGUGGAGGCUUCGGUUUGGUCUACAAGGCCAUCCUUCCUGAUGGUAAGAGGGUUGCUAUUAAACGGCUUUCUGGUGAAUAUGGUCAGAUGGAGAGAGAAUUCCAAGCUGAAAUAGAAACACUCUCGAGAGCUCAGCAUCCAAAUCUUGUUCAUCUUCAGGGCUACUGCAAGUAUAAGAAUGACAGGCUUCUGAUAUACUCCUACAUGGAGAAUGGUAGCCUUGAUUACUGGCUGCACGAGAAAGUUGAUGGACCUUCGUCUUUGGAUUGGGAUAUGAGGCUGCAGAUUGCCAGAGGGUCGGCAAGAGCACUUGCUUACUUGCACCAAUCUUGUGAACCUCAUAUCCUUCACCGAGAUAUAAAAUCAAGCAAUAUCCUUUUAGAUGAAAAUUUUGAAGCUCGGCUGGCUGAUUUUGGUCUUGCAAGGCUCAUUUAUCCCUAUGACACUCAUGUCUCAACUGAUCUUGUUGGAACCUUAGGCUACAUCCCUCCAGAGUAUGGCCAGGCUUCUGUUGCAACCUAUAAGGGCGAUGUGUACAGUUUUGGAGUCGUUCUUUUGGAGCUUUUAACUGGGAAGAGGCCAAUGGACAUGUGCAAGCCGAAAGGCAGUCGUGAUUUGAUCUCUUGGGUGAUUCAAAUGAAAAGAGAAAAGAGGGAAACCGAAGUGUUCGAUCCAUUUAUUUAUAACAAAGAAAAUGCUGAGGAAAUGUUAUGGGUUCUUGAGAUUGCCUGCCUUUGCUUAAGUGAGAUCCCAAAGAUAAGGCCUUCUACAGAGCAGCUAGUUUCUUGGCUUGAUUCAACAUCUAGCUUUUCAUCAGAGAGUGGGAAAUUGUCAUCUUUCUGCUAA
This is a messenger RNA of Fraxinus pennsylvanica, 3090 nucleotides long. The record is from the annotation of a GenBank genome assembly. NCBI's taxonomy places the organism in Eukaryota, Viridiplantae, Streptophyta, Magnoliopsida, Lamiales, Oleaceae.